CGAUAUCAUACCUUGGACGUCGUACUAUCACGUAGAGGAAUGUUUCUAUGAAUCACCGACCGUUGUCCAUCAUGAACUGCCAAAAGUGUCGCACCCCACUCAAGCUGGACAGCUCCUUAGAGGACUUGAAUCCAGCAGCAUAUGAUCUGCUCGUGGCCACUUACUCUCAACAAACGCCCAAGAAAGCGCUGUCCUCUAUCUCCGAAUCAUCGACGACACACCGAUCCCUCCAUGAGCGCGAGAGGAGAUCACUCUAUGAAAAGGCGUUGCGGUCAUCGCAUCAGCCCAUGUUUAAGAGACAUGCCGGACCAGGCCGAGGAGGAGGAGGGGACGGCGCACUACGAGACAACCCAGCCAUGUCAUUUGUAUUGCUCACUGAAUCUCAGAUUGCGUCCUCCGACGCGUUGUCUCUCCAGAAGAACAACCGUUCAUCAGCCCAAGACUUAUCCUCCGGUGCAUAUAGCAGCAACAACAGCAACACCAAUAACAACAAUGUGGGAGCAUCUGAAGAAGACGACAUGGCUAAUGCCCAUCUGUCGGACCAAAUGGAGCGCAUUCUCAAGCUGUUCGAGGUCAUUAGUGCUCGAUCCGACAUAGACCACCCAAUAUGUAUCGAGUGCUCCGACAUGCUGGUGGAGGAAAUGCAAAAGAAGCUUGAAUCUGCCAACCGGGAGAAGGAUGCAUAUGUCAACUAUCUCAAGGAGCUAAAAGCCUCCGAGCCAACGGACGAGGAGAUUCGAGCACAAGAGGAGGCCACCCGCAAAGCGAAGCAGGCAGAAAAGGAGUUGCUGGAAGAACUCAAGGCCCUCGAGCAGGAACAGGCGGCCCUGGAGAGGGAGAAGCUUGAGCUAGAGGCGGAAAUACGCGAGGUGGACAUCAAGGAAGAAGAGUUCUGGCGAGCACGAAAUGGCUUCAACACCACCCUGAUCGAUUUCCAGAACGAGCGGGACAGCAUCAACAGCAAGUUCGACCAUGACUCCCGGCAGCUGGAGAAGCUCCAGCGCAGUAAUGUCUUUAACGAUACAUUCUGCAUCAGCCACGACGGCACCUUUGCCACCAUCAACGGCCUCCGUCUCGGUCGCAUGCACAACGUCCCCGUCGACUGGCCCGAAAUCAACGCGGCAUGGGGCCACGCCCUCUUGCUACUCGUCACCGUGGCCGAGAAACUCAACUUCCGCUUCGAAGGCUAUGAACCGCAACCCAUGGGCUCAACGUCGCGCAUCGUCCGCAUCGAACCUGCCUCAACGUCCAUGGCAUCGUCCUUCUACCCUAGCCGACCCGUGGAUGCCAACGCCCCGCCGCCGCCCGCCAAGCGGACCGUCCUCGAGCUUUACUCCAGCGGUGAUUUUCCACUCGGCUUUACUUUUAUUCAUCGCAAGUUCGACACGGCCAUGGUGGCUUUCCUCGAGUUGGUGCGCCAGCUGGGCGUUCACGUGCAGGAACAGACGCGGAGGGAAGGUAAUCCACUUAGCCUCCCUUAUCAGAUCCAGGGUGACAAGAUAUCGGACGUCUCCAUCAAAUUGGGCGUUCAGCAGGACGAUAGCUGGGCUAAGGCUUGCAAGUUGACGUUGACUUGCUGCAAGUUCUUGCUCGCGCAUGCAAGCAAUGUGAGUGCGUCAUCGACGGCGAGGGCGAAUGCCUUGGGGUUGUAAAGCUCUUGAGUAUAUUGUUAGGGUCUCGGUGUUGGCAUUCUUUCCUGGGAUUGAGAAAGGUGCAUUGAUAUGGAUAUUACGAAUGUGUAUGAACACAGAGCUGGUUGCACGAUUAUGAUUUCGAGGCGUACGAGAUAUUGGACUGUAUACUCAUCGGCGAAAAUUCGCUUGGAUGAGGAAGUACGUAAGGUAUAGAUGGAUUGUAAGAAGAGCGAAGCAUUUUUAUUUGGAAUAGGCGCAAUGACUUGAAUGAGUAUCCCUUGAACAUCUUACCCGAAGUAGUAGACUAUCUGAGCCUGAAAAAAGACCAACUUCCAACCACUCUUAGCUGUCAAGCUCGUUUCCUCACCACUUCCUGUCGGCCUCUUUAAUAUUAUCACCAGCCUUCAUUCUUUCUAGCAAAUUCGGAUUCAGAGCCCUGGGAUGAAUACCCGCUUCCUAUAGAGAAAUGAAUAAACAAAAAGUCAGCAAAACACAAUGAAUUCCAUUUACUC
Molecule: messenger RNA, 2146 nt
Organism: Neurospora crassa OR74A
Lineage: Eukaryota; Fungi; Ascomycota; Sordariomycetes; Sordariales; Sordariaceae
Product: beclin 1
Exons: 3
Coding region: 48-1652 (534 amino acids)
Biological process (GO): cellular response to nitrogen starvation; late endosome to vacuole transport; autophagy
Cellular component (GO): phosphatidylinositol 3-kinase complex, class III, type II; phagophore assembly site; phosphatidylinositol 3-kinase complex, class III, type I
Source: RefSeq, a predicted model, not a curated record